Closterium sp. Yama58-4 is the source of this 3384-nucleotide messenger RNA. The record is from the annotation of a GenBank genome assembly. Lineage: Eukaryota; Viridiplantae; Streptophyta; Zygnematophyceae; Desmidiales; Closteriaceae.
AUGGCGCAGCUGCUGCAGCAGCAUGGGGCGGCGUCGCUUGUCUUUUUGAACUCUGUGGAGACGGUGUCGUUCUCUGUGUGGUCGGCGGAUGCUGCCCAACCGGAAGAAUUUUUCCAUGCCCAGAUCCGAGCAGGAAUGGGCUCUCUUAGGGCGCCCUUUCAGGACCGCAAGUCCCUGGCGCCGCUGCUGCCGCUGCUGGGGAGCGGUGGUGGAGGGGAGGGAGAAGGGGGUGUGGAAGGAGAUGGGAGGGUGGGGAGUGGAGAGGUUGGAAGGGAUGGAGAAAGGGAGCAGAGGUUGGGAAAAGGGAAAGUGGGGGAGGAGGUGGGAGGAGAGAAAGGGACGCUACAGCCGCAGCAGCAGGAGGAGGAGGGAAGGAGGAGUGGAGAGAGGUCGGGGAAGGUUGCGGGGCAUGGGGGGGGUGGUGGUAAGAAGGCUGGAGUGUCUGACGUGGCGAUUGAUCGUUGGCUUGUGGUGCAGACUUUUGGAGCUGGGAGUUCCCUGGAUAUGGCAAGAAGCAAGAGGUACCUCUCCUUCAACCUCUCACCAGUGGCCGGCGCCGCCACCCGAAUCCUCCGGAACGGCGAGAUUAUCCCCUUCGCCACCACCCACCCCUUGCCUACACAACAAGAAGCAUUACCAUCCCUGUCAGCCGUCGCCUCUUCCUCCUCCUCCCUUGCCGCCCUCCGCCCGUCCCUCCCGGCCUCGGUUGUUCUCGCGCCUCUGCCCGUGCCACUCAACCUGCCCUUCCCAGUGGCCCUUUUCGGCCACUUCCUCCUCCUCCGCAACCCCGGCUAUCCUCGCUCCCUCUUCCUCCCUUCCCCCUCUUCCUCUCCCGCUUCCUCCUCUCUCUCCUCCACUCCUUUGGCGCCUUCUGCUGACGUGGCUAUGGGCGCCACGUCAGCAUCUGCCACGUCACCAAUGGACGCGCUGAUGCAGGCGUGGAACGAGGAGCUGCUGACAGGUGUGCGCGAUGCGUACAUCGGGCUCCUGCUGGAGAUGCAGCGGAUCCGAAUCGGCGAAUCGCGGCUGGUAUCGGGACUGUCUAUUCUGUCUGGUGGUGGAACCAUGCCUCAUCAUCAGUCUCAGGGGCAGAGAGGCAAUAACCGCCAGCAUCAGCAGAAUCACCAGCAGCAGCAGCAGUUGAGAGGAGCGCUGUUCCCAGCGGAUCAAUUCUACUCACUCUUCCCUCGCUCCUCCACUCCUGCUCGUGCCGCUCUUCCCGCAAUCCCCACUGCUUCCUCUUCCGCCCAUCCCUCUUCUUCUCCUCAUCCCACCUCUUCUCAGCCUGCUUCCCCUGAGAAUGAGCCAAAAGCACAGCCAACAGGAGCAGCAGGGGCAGCCGCCACAGGUGAUGAGCUGGCGCUGCGUGAUUGGCUGGUGCGGCCGAUGUAUGUCCGGCUGGCAGAGCUGCCCGUGUGGCAGCUCCACAGCGGUGCAGCAGUCCAAGUCAGCCAAGGGAUUGGAGCGCCGCCCGAGGCGGUGUGUGAGUUUCUGCGGGCGCACUACCGCGUGUUCAGCGUGCCGUGGGACCUGGUGGGGGAGCUGCAUGCGGCCGGCGUGGCCACUCAGGCGCUGACACCUGGCAUGCUGCGGUCCCUGCUGCGCGGGCCGAAUGCCACUAUGAACACUGUCCCCGUGACCACACAGGACAGGGACUCUCCUGGGGAGAAGGCCCUGCUGAGCUGUCUCGGCGUGAGGGUCAUUGACGAGGCGGACGUUCUUGCAAAAUUUGCGCUGCCCGGAUUUGACGGGCAGGGCGAGGAGGAGAGGGAGAGGGUGCUACAGUACGUUGUGCAGCACUGGCAACAGCUGAAGCAGAAACCAGCGGUUGUGGACGCGCUGAAAGAGACAAAGUUUGUGAUACCAGCGCCGCCCACUGCUGAUGCCGGCUCUCUCAUCCCUCCUCCUGAUUCUUUCCCUGCAAUUGCCCUCUCUGUUGCCGCAGCCACCACAGAAAGCGACACAGGGGACUUUGUAAACGUGGAUCUGUUUUCAGGAGGCCGCAUUACUGGUGACAGCAGCAGCAGUGGUGGCCUGGCUGCUGCUGCUGGAGCAGCAGCGGGAGGAGUGGGAGGAGCAGGAGGAGGGGGGUUGGGGGAAUCGGGCCCGGUGGUGGGGGUGGAGGAGGAGCUGUGGGUGGUGGCAGGGAGGUUGACAGAGGCGCUUCUUGCGAAUGUGGCGGUGGUGUUUGGCAGCAGUGCCAUGGAGUCGCUGGGGCAGAUCAGGUUCAUCCCAGCAGAGCGAGGAAUACCGACAGGCGGUGCAGCAGUUGACCGGCGGUGCCUCGCCAGCUAUGCUGCCUGCGUGGCGCCCUCUGAUUGGCCGCUCGCGUGGACGGCGGUGCCUGUGCUGGCAAGGGAAGCCUACGUCCCGCCGCAGUUCACGUGGCUCAAGCUGGGGCUCAAAUCGCCACCGCCUCUCAGCCUCGUUCUCACUCAUCUGAAGGUACGCUCCCUCACACCCAUAGAAGACCCGGCUGCUGUUUUCCUCGCCAAUGAAAUCGACCCGCGCUGCCUGCGCCUCGUGCACCCGCUCCUGCCGCCGAGCCACGCGGCCAGGCUCGGCAUCCCGAGCCUGUCGCAGGUGAUUGAACAGGAGCUGGACCCGAACCUGCCGGGGCAGGGGGCAGGAGGAGGAGGGGGGGGCAGUGCAGCAGCAGAGAGCACACUCAAUCCUGCCUCGUCCUCACUCGCAACACCCGCAUCCACGCUGCGCUACGGGCAGGUGAUGGCAGACGUGAGGGCGACAGCAGGCCAGGCGCUGUGCCGUGUGCAGGUGGAGACCUUCCCCAAUGAGAUGCGCCUGCUGCUCUCCUCCUCCAUUCUCUCCUUCAAAUCCUCCACCUCCUCCUCCGCUUCAGCUGCUGCAGCAACAGCAGCAGCAGGGGAAGAGGCUGCUCUUCCCCCUGCUGUUACUGUUGCGGCUGCUGCCGCUGCCUCCCCAGGCUCAACGGCUCGCCCUCCUGCUUCUCCUGAUUUGGACGCUGCCAGCUCAGCGGCAGCUGUUCCAGCUGGGACCACGUCAGCGUCAGCGGUUGUCCCACCUGGCGAGGUGGUGCGGGCCGUGAACGACAUGCUGGCAGCGGCUGGGAUCCCGCUGGGUGGCGGGCAGCAGCGGCUGCUGACUCAGCUGCUGACGAUGCAGGAACAGGUGGCGGCGGUAGAGGCCACUCUGGCGCAUGAACAGGCACGAGCGGAGCAGGCGGAGAAGGAAGCAGAGUCUGCCAAGGCCGCCUGGACGUGCCGCAUCUGCCUGGCUGCUGACGUCAGCGCGGUGCUGGUGCCAUGCGGGCACGUGCUGUGCGCCAGCUGUAUCGCCAGCGUGCACCGCUGCCCCUUCUGCCGCUCCCAUGUGGCGCAAACAGUGCGCCUCUUCAGGCCGUAG